UCCCUCCCUCUCUCCCUCUCUCCCUUCCUCCCUUCCUCCCUCCCUCCCCACUUUCCUCUUUCUUCCUCCCUUUUUCUCCUUCCCCCUCUCCCCCUCUCUCCGGCCCUGCUUCCCCAGGGGCUGCUUUUCAGUUCUCAUGGGGGGCACACACUGCACACACUGCACCCGCUCCCCGCGGCCGGACCCCAGAGCCUCCCGCCUUCCUUCCCAGGUAGUGGCUCAGUCCAGAGCCCCCGCAGCCUCCCCUGUGGCCCCCCUUCCCCCCACCUCUGUCAAUGCUCUCUUGUGUGCCGGCCGCCCCCAGCUGGGCCCGGGAGCCGGGGGCGGCCUCCUCUUCGGGCCCUCAUUGGCUGGCUCCGUCGGCGCUCAUUGUGUCCGCGAGCCCUCUCCACCCCAGGCCAGGAAUAAGAAGCGGGGGAGCGGCCGGCCCCGGAGACCAGUGAGAGGCCCGGGCUGCGGCGCAGGGAGGAGCGUCUGAUCUUCACCAUGUCGGACCUGGAGAAAGCCAUGAUGGCCAUCAUCAAGACGUUCCACCAGUAUUCUGUGAAGGAGGGGGACAAGCACAAGCUGAAGAAGUCGGAGCUGAAAGAGCUCAUCAAUAAUGAACUCAAGCACUUCUUGAAGGAGAUCAAGGACCAGGAGACGGUGGACAGAGUCAUGGAGACCCUGGACACGGACGGGGACGCCGAGUGCGACUUCCAGGAAUUCGUGGCUUUCGUGGCCACGAUCACCUCUGGGUGCCAUGAGUUUUUCGAGCUCGAGUGAAACCCUAAGAAGUCCCAUCGUCACGGAGGUCGAGCGAAGACCCCGUUGAUGUUUUAAGCAAAGCAGCAAAGCAGAGCUUGGGGUCUGGUAGGACCCCAGCUGGCCAGCCCCCUAGGUAGCUUACUGAGUAGGAAGUUGAUGCGCUUUGUGACUAGAAACAGGAGAGCUUCUGCCAGGGCCGAGAGUCGCCUUCAUUCUCCUCGAAGCAUUUCUUUGUAAUCCCUGCCCGCAGAGGACCCAGGCUCUGCCCGCUGUGCCAUCAGACCCCUGCCCAACUGCCAACUAGAACCCGCAGAAAGAUCUCCCCUCCUUUUGUGAGUGCCGAGAAAAGGCAAGACACUUGAGCCUCCCGGGGGCACGGGGCCUGGACGGUGCUGAGCCAGGGCAGCGCUCCUGAAGACCACCAAGGUCCCCUUGAGGUUGCCAUGGCUCCCUCUAAGCCGCCAUCUUUAUUUUAUUUUAAAAUAUAGAUUGUUGCUCUGGGGCAGCCAAUGACUCACCUCUCUUCCCCCCCCCCCCAAUUGCUUUAGCUGGGAAGGGAAAGCAGAGAAAGCAGAGAAUCUCCCCUCGCAAUGACAUGGGCGGGUGAGAGUGGAUUUUUCCAUAACAAGAAAUUAGUAAUCAACUGAAAAAUACAAAGUCUAAGGAAGCA
Molecule: messenger RNA, 1417 nt
Organism: Antechinus flavipes (yellow-footed antechinus)
Lineage: Eukaryota; Metazoa; Chordata; Mammalia; Dasyuromorphia; Dasyuridae
Gene: S100B
Product: S100 calcium binding protein B
Exons: 3
Coding region: 487-765 (92 amino acids)
Biological process (GO): positive regulation of cell population proliferation; positive regulation of canonical NF-kappaB signal transduction
Cellular component (GO): nucleus; cytoplasm
Molecular function (GO): RAGE receptor binding; S100 protein binding; calcium ion binding
Source: RefSeq, a predicted model, not a curated record